AUGUCGGUAGCAGGAUUUCCCCUCCCAUCGAAAGAUGCGUUGUUGGAAGCCUAUCAGAACCGUUCUCUCCACGAGGUUCCAGUUCCGGCCGCAGUCAUAGACGUGGGCAAAGUGAAGGCCAAUUGUCAGGCUAUGCUCGAUGCUGUGGAAGAGCUUGGAGUCAGUUUUCGGGCUCACGUCAAGACUCACAAGACCUCGGAGCUCACCCGACUCCAAGUUGGGGCAGAGUGCAAGGAUGUGAGGUUGGUUGUGUCGACAGUCAUUGAAGCCGAACAGCUGAUCCCGCUGCUCUUGGAAUACCAACGACAAGGAGCCAGGAUCAAUGUGCUCUAUGGCGUUCCCUUGGGUCCUUCCCAUGUACCUCGCCUUGCUACCGUGGCUCGUCAGUUGGGGGCGGGCUCGGUGACGGUCAUGGUCGAUCAUCCCGGUCAAUUGCAGUCGGUGAAGAAACUCGGAGAGCAAGCGGGAUUUCCCGCCUCAGUAUUCAUCAAGACCGAUUCGGGGCCCCAUAGAGCGGGACUACAUCCAACAUCGAUAGAGAUGAUGGACCUUGUGCGAGAAGUAAGCAGAGGUGAAGAGCAGGGGAUUCUUCACCUGGUCGGUUUCUACACUCACAACAGCCUCAGCUAUGGCGCAUCAGCCCCGGAUGAUGCCAUGGAUUGGUUGAAGGUUGAGAUUGACUCAUGCCGACAAGCCUCUGAACACUCCAAACAGGAUCGGAAGAAUGCACUUGUGGUAUCGGUGGGGGCAUCUCCUUCGGCGCUGUCUCUGCAGAACAUUGUUUCUUCGAACUCCCGGUCGUCAUCAUCCUCGUCGGCGAUUGCCUUGAAGGAGACGUUGCAACUGACAAAGUCCAAUCUCGAACUCGAAGUGCAUGCCGGCGUCUAUCCUAUUUUCGAUAUCCAGCAGGUGGCCGCAAGCAGUCGUCACUUGACGUCGGACCCUCACGACACCAUUGCCGCGUCCGUGUUGACCGAGGUUUGUUCCUUAUAUCCCAACCGCACGGAACAACCCGAAGCCCUUGUGUCGGCAGGUCUUCUAGCCCUGGCACGGGAGCCGUGUAAGGACUAUGCAGGAUAUGGUGUUGUCAGUCCCUGGAACAUGCGAAAGGAUUAUACGAUCAGCAAUCAAGAACGGAUCAUCGUCGCGCGCAUCAGUCAAGAGCAUGGGAUUCUCGCAUUUGAAGGCCAGCAUCCCGAAAUGACCCAGCUCCCACUGGAAUAUGGACAAAAGCUUCGCAUCUGGCCCAACCAUGCCUGCAUCACGCUAGCCAUGUUUGGCUGGUAUCUGGUCGUCGAUUCCACCAGCGGAUCUCCUGAUAACAUCGUUGACGUGUGGGUUCGAUGGCGAGGAUGGUGA
This is a messenger RNA of Capronia coronata CBS 617.96, 1359 nucleotides long. RefSeq lists its product as uncharacterized. NCBI's taxonomy places the organism in Eukaryota, Fungi, Ascomycota, Eurotiomycetes, Chaetothyriales, Herpotrichiellaceae. Bases 1 to 1359 code for a protein of 452 amino acids. Gene Ontology annotation, molecular function: D-serine ammonia-lyase activity. The record is from RefSeq and is a predicted model, not a curated record. The transcript has a single exon. Gene Ontology annotation, biological process: D-serine catabolic process.